Messenger RNA from Brassica rapa (field mustard), 4266 nucleotides. RefSeq lists its product as uncharacterized. The record is from RefSeq and is a predicted model, not a curated record. Lineage: Eukaryota; Viridiplantae; Streptophyta; Magnoliopsida; Brassicales; Brassicaceae.
GUUUUCUUUUAAACUUCAUUUUAUGCAAUAAUUUUGGUUAUAUUGAUUCACUGAAUAAAAAAAAGUUCAUAUGCUCUACUAGAAGUUUUGUUAAUGCAUAUCAAUAAAGAAAGAAGUUUAUAAAUUUGAAAUAAAACAGUUUAUAUGGCCUACUUUGAGGUAGUCUAAAAAUUUCAUGCCAACCUAAUAAAGUUAUUACAAAACGGAUUGGAUGUAGAAAAUUAUAUACAUUAACUAUUUUUUUGAACAAUAUAUAGUAACUAUCAAAGCGAAUAAAAAUGCAAUGUUUUUAUGUCAAAAUAAAAAAUGGUGAUGAUUAUAUUAUUUUUGAUAAAAUAGUUAACUAGAGAGCAAAGUUUGUUACAAAAAAAAAAAAAUUGGUGUUUCGAUUACUAAACUCUGCAAGAAAAAAACACAUGAAAAAAUAUGGGUAUAAUAUUGUAGAAAAGUUUUCUAAUGCUUAAAUUAGUAAAUAACCCCAUGAAAUAUGAGUAAAUAUCUUAAAGGAAUGGAAAGGAGAAGGUAAGUUUUGUGAAUAAUUGUGAUGGCAGAACUAAAAAGAAAAGCAAUAGUGUAUUUAUGUUGUUUGGAUGAGCUAUUUUUGGUUAAAGCUAAAAAUAAUAAUGUCUUUGAAGAAGAACAUAUGUGUGACAUUCUGUAGUUAAACAUAAACUCUGGUAUCUUCAAAAUAAAUAGCAUUUACAUGACAAAUAAAUACAACAUUUUCUAGAUUGUGUUAGGGGUUUUCAAACAGAUAUUAUGAAUUGUGAUUGUAGUACAAUUAAAUCAUUUACAUACGUGGAGUAGAAGCUCAACAACAUUAACCACAUAUGCAGUAUGCUUGGCUCUGAGUGGAUGGAUGCAUGUGCUAUGCUUUGUGGCAUUGAGAAUCGUUUAGUACGUUAUCAAUGAUUCUAACGUGGUCAAAGUCAAAGCUAUCUACGCUUUGUUUCUAUCAUACAUUACAAGUUUUUUUUUUUCCCGUCUGGUAAAUUCAUUCAAAGUGAAAUACUCGUUUUGAUACACAAGCUGGCGGCAUAACAAGAAAGCCCCAGAAGCAAAAGCCCACAUGAAGGCAGCAUCUAAAACCCACGCAGGGGUGACUUACUAACAACUAAAACUGCAAAUAAACUCAUACGGCUAAUAACUACACAUGAGCAUUAAACAAAACAAUUCAACAGACUUUAGAAUCAAGCACAAGCCAAUGAUUGGGGAAAUAUCGUUGCUCUCCAUAGCCCAACACACGAUAACAUCCACCUCUUACAACCACACUGAUCAUACAUUACAAGUUACAACCAAUAAUGUCUUCAUUUAAUUAUUGGGGUCACUUCAUUUUAUCCUUGACCAUCUUGAUGUUUAUAUAAAUACAAACACAGUGAAUUCAAUUAUUUUAUUUUGGGGGGACAUCUUCGUUAUAAUUUUUUUUCUUUCAACACACCUUCAUUCUUGUUUCUAAUAAAUUACAGUGAACAUUUGGGGUUCUCUUUCUUUCCAGAUUCAGUUUGGUUAAUUUGCUCUUGAUAAAAUUGUAGGACUGCAGCUGAAUUAUCACCUGAUUGAAUGAAAUUAUGCGAAAUUGCUUAUUUUAUCAAUUUCAUUAAAAAUCAAAAGAAAAUAUGCUACUUUAGUUUUGAUGAGUAAUGAAUGAGAUGGAUUUAUUUCAUUUUUUAUGUUCCAUUCCGAUUAUUGGAAUCAAACAGAAACUAGUAGAUUUCGUUCUUGUUUCAGUUUCAAUCUGAUUCUACUUGGUUCAAUUUCUAUUUGAUUUAGGUUGGGUUUAGUUUCCAAGUGGACGUAAAAACUUCACAUGUUAUUUUCAAAUUAUUGUCUAAAUUAAUAUUUGAUACCAAUGAAAUUAUAAACACAACAUCUCCUAACAAGUAUGGCUCCGUUACUGGCUAAUGAUUGGUCAAAGGAAGUAGUAUUGAGAAUUGAGAUACUGUAUAUGAGGUAGGUUGGAAUUUUGUACUUUGCGUUGCAUGGAAAUGGAAAGUUAAUGAUAAACAGUGACAUGUGUUUUAAAAUCUUUGGUAACAUCGCUGUCUGCACUGUUGUAGAAAAAUUUAAAAGAAAAAAUACAAUAGCUAUAACAAAAGAAGCAUAUUGUACUACUUAGAGCACCAUUAUCCCAGUUUCUCUUGUGGGUUUUUAAAGUUAAUGGACCAUUUAAUUAAAUCAAAAAUAAAUAAAGUGUAUGUUACCGAUCCUUAAUAUGGGAUUUUCGGAACCGCUUUCAAAGGGAUUUUUAAAAGCACGUGUCAACAAACCAUGAAAAGUAGAUGUAUUUAUGUUUUUUAUUUUUUCUUCCUCUCUUUUUUUUUCUUCGUCUUCUACCUCUCUCUCGUAAUCUCCGGCGACGAACUCGUCUGAUAACGAACAAUGCGCCGAUGCCCAAUUAAUCUCAUCUUCUUCUUCUCUAGCUAUUCUCUCAGCCCAAUCUCAUCGCCUCCGCAUCAAUCUCAUCGACGCCAUCCUCCGCAGUUUCAUCAACGGGAAGAAGAGGAAGACGAGCACCAGGAAGAAGAAGAUAGAAACGCUAUUGGGUUUUUGUGGAUAAUCGAAUAGGUUUUUAACUAGAAUUUUUAAGUACACUGAACUACAUUUAUAUAGUUAAAUAAUCACUAAGAAACACUAAUGAGUUUCUGUGGAUAAUCAUGCUCUUAAGGGGUGCAAUUUGUCAUUUGGAGUUAACAAUAAUAGUAAUGUAGUAUUUUGUUUUGGCAAUGAUAAUAGCUACAACAAUCUGCACCAUAACUUAAGGUUAGCAAUGAUAUGAUCUCGUGUGUUGAAAUGUACCUGUAUUCACAUGGCAACGACCCCAAGUUCAUGUGAGGACAUGUGUUCACUAUUCAUUUAUCUCUCUCCACUUUCCUUCGGUCAAACCUCAUCUACAAUAUUUUUUUAAAAAAUAUUGUCUGAUAAUAUAACAAAAUCAUGGAAACAAAAUAAGAUAAUGGAUACUAUAAUGUUACAAUGCAUCUCCCAAUCACUGUGAGUAAUAUUUUAAAUGCGACUUGCAUGUUCAUUAUCAUCUAAUCUUUCAUCUCCCGUAGGUCCUUCUUCUUACAGCUCUGUAACUUGUCUGCUUCUUCUGUUUGUCCAUGUGGUCUUACCUCUCUCUCUCUCUUUGUAUAUAUUAUCCUCAUCAUUACUUUCUGAAUCUUCACUUCUCUCUCUCUCUCUCCCAACGUCCGUUACGUUUGUACGAUCAUGGCAUCAGCUGAAACAUCGACAAUGGCGGAGGCUAACAUGGUUUUCAUGAUGGAGGCACCACCGUCGGGACCUCGCAUUUCCUUCUCCGCCGACUUGUCAUCAUCAGACAGCGAGGGAGAUUACAUCUGCAUCAACCCGAAGAAUCUCUUACCGGGAAAAGUAGAACAAGACAAGAGCUCAUCAAAAGCCGGAGACUUUGAGUUUCUGUCGAAUACCCAAACAAUGCUCACCGCCGACGAGUUGUUCUCCGAAGGAAAGUUUCUUCCUUUCCGGCACGUCAAGCAUUCAGAGAAGCUUCAAAACGUUACAUUGAAAACAAAAGCCGAAGAACAAGAACAAGAACAAGAAAAAGAAGAUCGUAAGGUAGUGAAAGAGGAGACUGUUAAUAACAGCAACAGAGGAAGCUGGUUUCUUGACGACGACCCUUCUCCUCGUCCACCAAAGUGCACUGUUCUAUGGAAAGAGCUUUUGCGGCUAAAGAAACAGAGGAACAACACGAAGGCAUUGUCUCUCUCGCCGUCGUCUUCUUCGAGCUCGACUUCGUCUUCUUCUAGCUCGAUUGGAGACGCGGUGAAGAAGGAGGAGAGAGAGAAGAGAGGUAAGAAAGGGUUGGAGAGGACGAGAUCUAUGACUAUGAGGAUAAGACCGAUGAUUCAUGUUCCUGUCUGUACACCACCUUCUAAGCCUCCUCUGUUUCCUCUAAGGCUUCACAAAAACAAAGUAGAGAGACGAACUUGAUGAUGGAAAUUGUUUUGUGAUUAGAUGGAUUGUGUGUUUUGUUGAGCUUUUUGUGAUUGAGAUCUGAUGUGUGUUGACAUUGUAUAAAUGUGAAUGACAUUUUCAUAACACAAUAAAAUAUUCAUCAUUAGUAUGAUUUUCAUCUCAUUAUAUUGAAAGUGUUUGUCUUGUUGUAUCUCUGUCUGUUUGUAUCUAAGCCAAAGAUCAAAUAUUUUGGGUUAGACUUUUGAUGGUUCGUUAGUUUAAAGUGUUUAAGAUCUGAGAAAGUGAGAGAGACAAAAGAGUUAGAUGCCAAAACUAAUGGAAAAAAAAAAA